ACAGUCUGCAGGGAGGGGGAGAACCGCGGAGAUAAAAGAGCGGGCGAUGUUGGUCCGAGAGAAGACUUAGUGGGAAGGAUCACUGGCUUUUAUUGCCGAGUGCAGGGCUGCAUACAGCGCCGGCUGUCUUACCUUUUUAUUUUUUUAUAUCCAGGGUGGAGCUUUGCAUGCUGGUUACUGCAGGGCUGUCUCCCCCUCAGGUCAUGGUUGCCUCUGUUAGAUACGCAUCCAAGAAGACUGGAGGUAGCUCAAAAAAUCUUGGCGGGAAGUCACCAGGCAAACACUAUGGCAUCAAGAAAUUGGAGGGUCAAUAUGUUCAUGCUGGUAACAUCAUUGGAACUCAGCGUCAGUUCCGCUGGCAUCCAGGAGCUCAUGUAGGACUGGGUAAGAACAAGUGUCUAUAUGCCCUAGAAGAGGGCACUGUCCGCUACACAAAGGAAGUAUAUGUGCCCAGUCCCAGCAGUCCUGAAGGUAUAGACUUGGUCACCCAACUGCCCAAGGGUGCUGUGCUCUACAAGACUUUUGUCCAUGUUGUCCCUGCCAAGCCUGUGGGCACCUUCAAAUUGGUGGCUAUGCUCUGAGCCUUUUGACCAUGUCAUUGGUUGAAAAUAAAAGUCAAAAUGCCAGAAGGAGAUCAAGCUAGAUGCCAUGGAAUCAGGGUGGAAACAAGUCUCCCUGAGAGAGUGAGUUUGGUUGACUGCAAACACAGAAGAGACUAUAUGAAGCAACCAGCCAAGGAGUAAUGAGGGUGGAUUUAUUUGAGGUCCAAAAUAAAAUGAGUUCAAACCGUGAGUUCAUAUCAUUUGAAAAAUAAAUCUGGGUAAGCUUGGA
Messenger RNA from Sarcophilus harrisii (Tasmanian devil), 831 nucleotides. RefSeq names its product mitochondrial ribosomal protein L27 (gene MRPL27). The record is from RefSeq and is a predicted model, not a curated record. Gene Ontology annotation, biological process: translation. The transcript is spliced from 4 exons. The coding region runs from base 168 to 581 and encodes 137 amino acids. Gene Ontology annotation, molecular function: structural constituent of ribosome. Lineage: Eukaryota; Metazoa; Chordata; Mammalia; Dasyuromorphia; Dasyuridae. Gene Ontology annotation, cellular component: mitochondrial large ribosomal subunit; ribosome.